GAAGAAGAAGAAGAAGAAGAAGAAGAAGAAAAAAAAUGGUUAGCGGCAAGGCAACUGCGUCGGUGGACGGCAAGACCGUCGCCGAGACCACCGAGUGGGAGGAGGUCGAGGGCAACGUCUACUUCCCCCCAGGCGCCCUCGACCGCGACCUGUUCUCGGGCCCGACGAGCCUCCACACCACGUGCGGCUGGAAGGGCGAGGCGAGCUACUAUACCAUUACCGUGGGAGACAAGACGCUCGAGAACGCGGCCUGGUACUACCCGACGCCCAAGCCCAAGGCCGAGCACAUCAAGGAUUAUGUGGCUUUCUACAAGACCAAGGUCGACGUCACAAAGACUGUCGCGUAAAUCGAACAGGACGCAGGGGGGGCGGCGGCGGCGGGGCAGAAAAGGAAACCGGCACUGAAUACGUGGCCUUUCGAGGCGAGAUGAUGGGCGGGUUGCGCCCCGUCACACCCAAAACAUGUGCUGCCUAGGCAAGGUAGCGUAGAGUAGCUGCGCUACGGGGGCUGUAUACAUGCCUAGCUCUAGAGUCCAUCUACUGAACUUCAUGGCAAUAGACUGACAGUUACAUUUUUUUCCGGACA
Gaeumannomyces tritici R3-111a-1 is the source of this 586-nucleotide messenger RNA. RefSeq lists its product as hypothetical. The record is from RefSeq and is a predicted model, not a curated record. Bases 36 to 347 code for a protein of 103 amino acids. Lineage: Eukaryota; Fungi; Ascomycota; Sordariomycetes; Magnaporthales; Magnaporthaceae. The transcript is spliced from 3 exons.